GCGCUCGCUGCUGCCCCUGCCUCAGGACGCGGCGCUCGGCUCCCCGCUCCGGAUCCCGGCCAUGGCCUCGGGCGGCGGCGGCGGCGGCGGCCGGCGGGGCCGGGAGGAGGACGAGCUGCCCGUGUACCUGGCGCGGCCGGGCACCACGGCCCAGGUCCCCCGGCAGAAGUACGGCGGCAUGUUCUGCAGCGUGGAGGGCGCCUUCGAGAGCAAGACGCUGGACUUCGGGGCCCUGAGCGUGGGGCAGCGCGGAGCCCGGGGCAGCCGGCAGCCGCAGCCGGCGGCGCCCGAGCCCGAGCCCCCGCGGGAGCCCCCCGCCGCCGCCCCCGGGGUGGAGAUCCGGAGCGGCUCGGACAAGGAGCGGCUGCAGAACCUCGGCCACCAGCCGGACAAGAGUGAUCGUCUUCUUAUUAAAGGAGGCAGAAUCGUCAAUGAUGACCAGUCGUUCUAUGCUGACAUUUACAUGGAGGAUGGUCUCAUAAAGCAAAUUGGAGACAAUCUGAUCGUCCCUGGCGGAGUUAAAACCAUAGAAGCCAAUGGGAAGAUGGUGAUCCCUGGAGGAAUCGAUGUCCACACUCACUUGCAGAUGCCAUACAAGGGGAUGACUGCUGUGGAUGACUUCUUCCAGGGAACGAAAGCAGCCCUGGCUGGCGGAACCACCAUGAUCAUUGACCAUGUGAUCCCUGAGCCAGAGGCCAGCCUGACAGAAGCGUAUGAGAAAUGGCGAGAGUGGGCCGAUGGGAAGACCUGCUGUGACUACUCCCUGCAUGUGGACAUCACCCACUGGAACGACAGUGUCAAACAGGAAGUACAGAUGCUCAUCAAAGAAAAAGGAGUUAAUGCCUUCAUGGUUUACAUGGCCUACAAGGAUUUGUACCAGAUGUCAAACACAGAGCUGUAUGAGAUAUUUAGCUGCCUGGGAGAUCUAGGUGCAAUAGCUCAAGUUCAUGCCGAAAAUGGGGAUAUCAUUGAACAGGAACAAACCAGGAUGCUGGAGAUGGGAAUAACUGGCCCAGAGGGCCAUGUGCUGAGUAGACCAGAGGAGCUGGAGGCAGAAGCCGUCUUCCGCGCCAUCACCAUUGCUAGCCAGACCAACUGCCCUCUGUAUGUGACCAAAGUGAUGAGCAAGAGUGCUGCUGACCUCAUCUCGCAAGCCAGGAAGAAAGGGAAUGUGGUGUUUGGUGAGCCUAUCACAGCCAGUCUUGGCACAGAUGGGACACACUAUUGGAGCAAGAAUUGGGCCAAGGCUGCUGCAUUUGUGACCUCUCCACCUUUGAGUCCAGACCCAACAACCCCCGACUACAUCAACUCCUUACUGGCCAGUGGCGACCUGCAGCUUUCGGGGAGUGCUCACUGCACAUUCAGCACCGCACAGAAAGCAAUUGGGAAGGACAACUUCACAGCAAUCCCAGAAGGGACCAAUGGCAUCGAGGAGCGGAUGUCCGUCAUCUGGGACAAGGCAGUGGCCACGGGGAAGAUGGACGAAAACCAGUUCGUGGCAGUGACGAGCACCAAUGCUGCCAAGAUCUUCAACAUGUAUCCACGGAAAGGGAGAAUAGCGGUGGGGUCGGACAGUGACCUGGUCAUAUGGGAUCCUGAUGCAGUGAAGAUUGUCUCAGCCAAAAGCCACCAGUCGGCAGCUGAAUACAACAUCUUUGAAGGAAUGGAGUUGCGUGGGGCUCCGCUGGUUGUCAUAUGCCAGGGGAAGAUCAUGCUGGAGGAUGGCAACCUUCAUGUGACACAGGGAGCUGGGCGCUUCAUUCCCUGCAGUCCUUUUGCAGACUAUGUCUACAAGCGCAUUAAAGCCAGGAGGAAGAUGGCCGAGAUGCAUGCCGUGCCCAGAGGCAUGUAUGAUGGGCCCGUGUUCGAUUUGACAGCCACGCCUAAAGGCGGAACCCCUGCAGGCUCCACCAGGGGAUCCCCCACCCGGCAGACGCCUCCCGUCAGGAAUCUCCAUCAGUCUGGAUUCAGCCUGUCAGGUACCCAGGUCGACGAAGGUGUUCGUUCAGCCAGCAAGCGCAUUGUAGCACCCCCUGGAGGCCGCUCCAAUAUAACCUCCCUGAGUUAAGCACCCAAGCAGGGAAGGAAACACCAAUAUUCAAGGGGGAAAAUGGUACAUUGGUAUUUAAGAAGGAAAAGCAAUUAAAAACCGUUAAGAGCUGAAGAAUCAAUAAGCCUCAAGCCUUAUGUUUCACAAACGCUAUUUGCUACCUAGCUUUAAAAAUAUUGCUUUGGUUUCUGUUUAUGCAUAGCCUUAAUUUUUUUCUUUCAUUUUUACAUGCAUGCAAAUCUGACAGGUCACUAAGUUAAGAGUCUGUAAUAUACGUGUUGAGUGCUUGUGCGAUGCUGCAUUGUAAGGAGGGGGCGGAGAAAGCUGGGAUGACAGUGACAUGAACGAACUAGCUAGGCAGGUUAUUCAGAAGGAAUCGGCGUGGGGGUGGGGAGGGCGGGU
Messenger RNA from Chelonia mydas (Green sea turtle), 2452 nucleotides. It is a transcript of the gene DPYSL3, whose product is annotated as dihydropyrimidinase like 3. The record is from RefSeq and is a predicted model, not a curated record. Gene Ontology annotation, molecular function: hydrolase activity, acting on carbon-nitrogen (but not peptide) bonds, in cyclic amides. Gene Ontology annotation, biological process: actin crosslink formation. The transcript is spliced from 14 exons. Bases 62 to 2068 code for a protein of 668 amino acids. Gene Ontology annotation, cellular component: cytoplasm; cytosol. NCBI's taxonomy places the organism in Eukaryota, Metazoa, Chordata, Testudines, Cheloniidae.